AUGCGGGGCCCGCGGGGGGCUGCGGGGCGCGGCGGGGCUGGGGCGGCCCUGGCGCUGCUGCUGGCGGCCGCUCUCGCCCCGCGCCCGGCGCGGCCGCACCCGCAGUGCCUGGACUUCAAGCCGCCGUUCCGGCCGCCCCGGGGCCUCGCCUUCUGCCGCCGCUACGCCGAGUUCGGCUGCUGCGACCCGCGCCGCGACAGCGCCCUGCUCCAGCGCUUCUACCGCCUCAGCGCCCGCCUCGACGGGCACAGCUACGCCGCCUGCGCCGGGCACCUGCAGGACCUGCUCUGCCAGGAAUGCUCUCCAUAUGCAGCUCACUCAUAUGAUGCCGAAGAUCCCUCCACCCCCGUGCGGACGAUACCAGGACUUUGCCAGGACUAUUGCACGCAAGUGUGGCAGAACUGCCGCUCCAUCUUUCGCCUCCUCUCUGCAGACCGAGAGUUAAUUGCACUGGAAAACAACAUGGCAAAACUCUGCCGCUAUCUGACCUUGGAGGACACCGACUACUGCUUCCCACACCUGCUGGCUAACCAGAACCUUAACCAAAACCUGGGGUUAGUCACCGCCGAUGCGGAGGGCUGUCUCCAGCUCUGCCUCGUGGAGGUCGCCAACGGGCUGCGCAAUCCUGUUGCAAUGGUGCACGCCAACGAUGGCACCCACAGGUUCUUCAUUGCAGAGCAGGUUGGCCUGGUGUGGACCUACCUCCCCGAUGGAUCCAGGCUCGAAAAGCCAUUUCUGAACAUCAGCGAAGCCGUACUUACCUCCCCGUGGGAAGGAGAUGAGAGAGGGUUUCUAGGUAUUGUCUUCCACCCUAAAUUCAAAUUUAAUGGUAAAGUUUAUGUUUACUAUUCAGUUGAAGUUGGUUACGAAGAGAGAAUCCGGAUCAGUGAGUUCAGAAUUUCUCCUUCUGACAUGAAUGCCUUGGACCAUAAUUCUGAAAGGAUAAUCCUGGAAAUAGAAGAACCUGCUUCCAACCAUAAUGGAGGAGAGCUGCUCUUCGGAGAUGAUGAAUAUCUCUAUAUAUUCACUGGAGAUGGAGGCAUGGCUGGGGAUCCUUUUGGGACCUUUGGAAAUGCCCAGAACAAAUCAGCCCUGCUGGGCAAAGUGCUGCGGAUUGAUGUGAACAACAACGACCGUGGGCCCCUGUAUCGGAUCCCUCCUGACAACCCUUUUGUCAAUGACCCUACGGCUCGCCCUGAGGUCUAUGCCUACGGAGUGAGGAAUAUGUGGCGCUGCUCUUUUGAUCGGGGUGACCCUCACACCAAGGAGGGGAAAGGGCGGCUCUUCUGCGGAGAUGUGGGGCAGAAUAAAUAUGAAGAAAUUGACAUCGUCGAGAAAGGGAAAAAUUACGGCUGGAGAGCGAGGGAAGGGUUCAGCUGUUAUGACAAAAAACUUUGUGCCAACUCUUCAAUGGAUGAUGUGCUCCCAAUUUACGCGUAUCCACACAAAAUGGGGAAAUCUGUUACAGGAGGUUAUGUCUAUCGGGGCUGUGAGUCUCCAAACCUGAAUGGCCUGUACAUAUUUGGUGAUUUUAUGAGUGGACGCCUGAUGUCUUUGAAGGAGGAUCAUGCUACUGGAGAGUGGCAGUACAGUGAAAUCUGCAUGGGGACAGGACAAACGUGCAUGUUCCCUGGGCUUAUCAAUAACUAUUACCAAUACAUCAUCUCUUUCGCUGAAGAUGAAGCAGGGGAAUUGUACUUCAUGUCUACUGGUGUACCAAGUGCCACGGCUCCCAAUGGAGUGGUGUACAAAGUGGUGGACACCUCCAGGAGAGCACCACCAGGAAAAUGCCGAGUUGAGCCAUCGCCAGUGAAAGUAAAAAGCAAACGCAUCCCGUUUGUGCCAAAGGAGAAGUUUAUCAUGCAAGCACCGAUACCCCAACCCCGGCUGGAGACCACGACCGAGGCCCCAUGGGGAGGUAGGCCAGACCUCAGAACCCCCACCACAGCAGCGCCCAGUGGCAGGACCCCCAAGCCCAGGAAGGGAGCAGAGAAGAGGGGGCAGCGCAGGAAGAAGAAGCCACGGAACGGCGCCGUGCGGCUGAUGGAGCGGGGGCGCCGCGGGCGCGGCCGGGGCCGGGUGGAGGUUUACAUCGACGGCGAGUGGGGCACCGUGUGCGACGACGGCUGGAGCUCGGCCGCCGCCGCCGUGGUGUGCCGCCAGCUGGGCUUUCCCUACGUGGUGCGGGCCACCAAGAAGGCAGAAUUCGGGGAAGGGACAUCCCUCCGCAUUCUUCUGGAUGAUGUCCAGUGCUCCGGGCAGGAGAGGACGCUGCUGGAGUGCUCCCACGCCGACGUCGGCAAACACAACUGCUCGCACGAGGAGGAUGCUGGCGUGGUGUGCAGCCGGGAGGAGGUGGCAGACUGGUGACAGGGGAAUUGGGGAAGGCAGCAGAGGGACUUGGAGCACAUCCCUUUCUUGCCCAACCCUCUAAACCAGCUGCAGUUUUGCGGAGGGUGUGCCCUGUCUGGAGGGUGUCGCGUCUGUUCAAAGUAACCUCGUGGUUUUCUUCAUGUUUGUCCCCAUGUAUGUGCCUUGGAGGGAAAGAAAAAGUAAAACGAAGCAGUGGCUUGAGUACGUUGUGGGCAGGGACUACAUUUCUAUGGGUUUUUUAAUAAGAAAACCUCAAACAUCAGCCUUUAUAGAUUAGAAAAGGGAUGCAUCCUGUUGCCCUUUCCCUUUCAAAAUACAGCAUUCCUCAGCUGUGCUUCACAAUGUUUUGCCAAAAAAUAAAUUCCCAAAUGACUGUGUUUUGCUCUAAUGGAA
Pipra filicauda (Wire-tailed manakin) is the source of this 2766-nucleotide messenger RNA. RefSeq names its product HHIP like 1 (gene HHIPL1). Gene Ontology annotation, cellular component: membrane. NCBI's taxonomy places the organism in Eukaryota, Metazoa, Chordata, Aves, Passeriformes, Pipridae. Bases 1 to 2370 code for a protein of 789 amino acids. The record is from RefSeq and is a predicted model, not a curated record. The transcript has 9 exons.